CGUAAAUCUACUCUGCUUAGCGGCAGUUGUACACAAGAUACACGUGUAUCCAGAGCUUUUGGGAAUUUUAAUUUUCUGUCAAAAUGGCAAAGAGUUUACGCAGCAAAUGGAGGAGGAAAAUGAGGGCAGAAAAGAGAAAGAAAGUUGCCCCUAAAGAGCUGGCACGACUCAAAUCAGCACUGGGUCAGGGAGAGAAAGGAGAAAUCUCCAUGAAAGACGUAGCCGAAAUCGCCACAGUUGUCCCACCUGAGAAAGUCAAGCAGAAGUCAGCAGAUGUAGACAUGCAGGAAGAAGAGGCGGAUGGUGGAAAGAUGGAUUUGGACACUAAACGCAAUAAAAAGACAAUGUUGGAUGAACACGGACGAUACCCCGUCUGGAUGAACCAAAGGCAGGCGAAGAAGCUGAAAGCUAAACGUGUGGGUAAAAAUAGUAAACCUAAACCCAAGAAGAGACUUGCCUGGUAGGUGGACUGACCUGCUUAUGCAUGGACAUUAUUCCUGUGACUGCGGUACAGGGGCCUGUUAAUCUACUUCAUGUACAUUUCGUUCAUUUCACAUGUCUGUGAACUGUUUACGGAGAUUUGAGCAAGAAAUAUCUUUACAUUAUCAGCAAUUCUGAAAUGUAAUGACAGAUCUGUUAUUGACAAGAUACUGGUUGUGAAUUCUUGUUGAAAAUUGCUCUUCAGUUCACUAUGAAAAUAUGGAGCAGAGGGGAAAAAACAAGACUCUUCCAAUACAAUAUAUCGUCUUUUUCUUUCUUUUUUGAUCCAUGUCACACUCAGUGGGUCUGCUUUAUUUUGAAGUUGUGAUGGAUUAUGUAUUUCCUUUGUUGGCCUGUGAGUGUGCAUACAUUUGUUUAUCUUAAUAAAUCCAUUAUAGCUCGUAA
Messenger RNA from Danio aesculapii, 885 nucleotides. It is a transcript of the gene llph, whose product is annotated as LLP homolog, long-term synaptic facilitation factor. Gene Ontology annotation, cellular component: nucleolus. Lineage: Eukaryota; Metazoa; Chordata; Actinopteri; Cypriniformes; Danionidae. Gene Ontology annotation, molecular function: RNA binding. The transcript is spliced from 3 exons. Bases 84 to 464 code for a protein of 126 amino acids. The record is from RefSeq and is a predicted model, not a curated record. Gene Ontology annotation, biological process: dendrite extension.